AUGGCCGCUGACACGGGAAUGGAUACUUGCCCCAGUCCGGAAAUUACGGACUCCAGAAAACGACCACUUGACGGUGAUUCGGAGAAUGGUGACAUCAAAAGAUCACAUUUUAGCUCAGUUCAAGACUUGGUGACGGCCUUGCCACUGGCCAACGGCCAUGGCAAUAUAACGUCUCAUUUCGGUGAGUCGUCAGCCUGUACAUUCGUUUCGCUCCUCAUUGGCUUUGUGGUUGUUGGUGGCGCGCAUGCCUCACGCGCGCAAUCGCUCACGUACCACCUUUGC
Messenger RNA from Iphiclides podalirius (scarce swallowtail), 282 nucleotides. The record is from the annotation of a GenBank genome assembly. NCBI's taxonomy places the organism in Eukaryota, Metazoa, Arthropoda, Insecta, Lepidoptera, Papilionidae.